ACAAGAUGGCAGCUUCCAUUCGUGCAAAUUACUUUUUUCGUGCGAUAGGAAAUACAGUUCUACGAAGGAAUCCGCCAUUUAUUUCCAGAGGAAUUCCAUUUCUAUACAGAUCAGAAAAAGCUUCACUAAAAAAUAUCACAAGUGACAUUGGGAGGCAGACAAUCACAACCUCAGUCAUAAGAUGGGAUGAGAUCAAUGAAGAAUCUGAAUCCAACGAACAGCAUCCACAGCGGCAGGAGCUCACAGAAGCAGAACUUCUUCAAGCAAUUGAAUACUUGAACAGUGAAGAGUUCAUAAAGAGGUAUGGAGAUAAGCCAAUUUGGGCCAAUUAUAAAAGGAAUCAUAAAGGCAGGAUACCUCCAAAGGAAACAAGGAAGAGGUGCAUUAGAGGUAAUGGAGAGAAGCAGCAAAUUUGUGGUAACCCAUGUCCAAUCUGCAGAGAUUCUAAUCUAGUCCUUCAUUACAAGAAUAUAAAGCUGUUGGAACAAUUCAUCUGUCCGCAUUCAUGGAAUAUCUACUCAACGUACAGGACAGGGUUAUGUCGGAGGCAACACAAGGCUCUGUGUGCAACCAUUGAGAAGGCAAGGCAAUAUGGAGUGUUACCCUUUUCUGUACCCUACAUUGAAUACAAAUAUGAGGAUUACUAUCAAGAUGAAACUUCACCAAAGGAUAAAAAGAGAUCAGUCGACAUUUGACCUUUGACCUCCAGCAGCAUGAUCCUAAGAUGCUUUGAACUCUGACCCUGUGUAGCUUCAUCGUAUGCAAAAUGUUGUUUCAUCAAGCCUUUAUUUCAAAAGAACUUGUAAUACAACUUUAGUAAUAAACUAAUAGUAUUGAUUAUACUAAUAAUUAUUGCAGUUACGGUAUAUUUGUGCACAUAUCCAUCCCAGGGGAUUCUCAUUGCGCCCUGAAAGUAGUUGUACAGUCAAACCUGCUUUAGUGGCCACCUGUCUACAACAACCACAUUUUUUGUUACCCUUGAAAAUGGUUUCUCAUUGAAACAUGUACUAAAGAAACCUGUCUACAAAGACCACUUUUUUGUGUUUCCCUAGGGCGGUCGCUAUAGACAGGUUUGACUGUAUUACCCUGGCUUUUGCCCAGCUGCCCUGAUGCACUGAAAUCAUUCCAGGAAUGAAUUCCUACCCAGUCCCCUUUACUGCACCUGGGCGGAGAGUGGCAAAUGUGGAGUUAAACCUUGGCCAAGGAUAUUAGUGCCACGGCGAGACAGGAAGCACACGAUCCACAGUCUAGUGACGCAUUCACUAGACCAUGAUAGCUCUACAGCAGGGUUGAAUCGGAUUGAUACAUUUUUGGAUUCCUUGGAUAACUAGCAAACAUGUACUUGACAGGUGGGAGGAAGCUCAGAGAGAAGUCAGUUUCCAAGAAAGAUGCAAGGAAUCAGCUAAUGAUAUACGUUGAACGGUCGUCAUGGAGAAGACUUCAAUUGUCCAUAAAGCAAGUUGAUAGUUACACAAGCGUGCAUGAGCAGGUUGUAACAGGGAAAGGCUAUACAUUAUCAUCAUUAAUACGUCUUUAAAUUGGCAAUGCAGUACAAAAUUUGUAGUUUUAUUUAAUCCUGUAAUUCUCAUUCACAUCGGUUAAUUCAAUAAAAAUUUGCAUUUGUCGUAACCAUAUAUGAGUGAAAAAUGAAUAUAAUCGGUGCCAAUUUGAACAGGUAAAGCUGGUUUAUUUUCACUUUAUGAAAACACUAAAUUGAUACAGGUUAAACAAAACAAUUGACAUUUACAUUGUCAUUAUCCUUUAAAUUUGGUGUGCUCAAAGCUCACCUUGAAAAAAUUAUCACAAAUAUCAUAAUUUUAGCUGUAGUUUUUAACACAUGGGAAAAAAUAUACCAUGGCCUUGCCCAUCUUUGAACUAAUCAUUUAUUCUAAAUUAAUACCAAAGUUAAAAUCUGCUGAUACAAUUACUGGAUAGGUUCUCAUGAAAUUAGAUUAUCAUUAUUCAGCAUAUGUGUUCUGUGAUGGUGCUUUCCAUGAUAUACAGAUGGCAGUAUUCUUUUCAAAAGGGAAAACAAAAGGUAUUCUGGGAGAACCAUCACUUUGGCAAUAAUUAUUCUCAAAAGCAGAGAGUGGCAUCUCUCCAUUGUUAUAUGCAUCAUCUGCUAAUAUGAAAUCGUCUAAUGUUGGCACAAGGAAGAAUAAACUUUGAGAAUGCUUCAUUUGCCCAAUUACAUAAAAUUAAGUUGAAUACUCAGUAAA
Messenger RNA from Strongylocentrotus purpuratus (purple sea urchin), 2219 nucleotides. Its product is annotated as 28S ribosomal protein S18b, mitochondrial-like. The transcript has 8 exons. Bases 6 to 695 code for a protein of 229 amino acids. NCBI's taxonomy places the organism in Eukaryota, Metazoa, Echinodermata, Echinoidea, Camarodonta, Strongylocentrotidae. Gene Ontology annotation, cellular component: ribosome; mitochondrion. Gene Ontology annotation, molecular function: structural constituent of ribosome. Gene Ontology annotation, biological process: mitochondrial translation. The record is from RefSeq and is a predicted model, not a curated record.